Messenger RNA from Cydia fagiglandana, 1734 nucleotides. RefSeq lists its product as uncharacterized. Gene Ontology annotation, biological process: DNA integration. Bases 1 to 1734 code for a protein of 577 amino acids. NCBI's taxonomy places the organism in Eukaryota, Metazoa, Arthropoda, Insecta, Lepidoptera, Tortricidae. The transcript has a single exon. The record is from RefSeq and is a predicted model, not a curated record. Gene Ontology annotation, molecular function: nucleic acid binding.
AUGAACGCACAUGAACGUAAUUAUGCACAAAUAGACAAGGAAGCAGCUGCUAUAAUAUUUGGCUUGAAGAAAUUUCAUCAGUUUAUAAGUGGUCGAAGAGUGAUUAUCAAGACAGAUCAUAAGCCUUUGUUGGGAAUAUUCGAUUCAAAGAGACCUAUACCCAACAUUAUAUCACCUAGGAUGUUAAGGUGGGCACUUCUUCUUAACUCUUAUGACUAUGAAAUACAAUAUGUUGAGGGGAAAAAAAUUGGAAAUGCAGAUGCACUCAGUCGAUGGCCGGGUCCAGCAAGUACACAAACUCCGGAAGAGGAUUAUUUAGGAAUUCUACUAAUAGAGGAGACACCCAUUGAAUUGGAGUUCUCUGCCAUAGAAGUGGCUAACUUGACAAAAAAGGAUAAGUGUCUCUGUAAAAUAUUAUAUUGGAUACGUAACGGAUGGCCCGGGAAGACCGAUGACGAGUAUAAGGUUUACUGGCAAAAGCGAGACGAGCUUUCCAUGUAUAAGGAUUGCAUUUUAUGGGGAAAUAGAGUGGUUAUACCAGAGAAGAUGCGAGGAAAAGUGCUGGAGGAGCUACAUAUGAAUCACGACGGUAUCGUGAUCACAAAGGCUAUGGCGAGAAGCUAUUUUUGGUGGCCUGCGAUGGAUAAACAGAUUGAAGACAUGGUGAAGAGCUGUAACGUGUGUGCAGAAAAUCGAAAUAUGCCAUCUAAAGUUACCCAUCAUUGGAUAAAGCCAGAUAAAGCAUGGUCUAGACUUCAUAUCGAUUACGCUGGGCCAUUUCAAGGAAAGACAUUUUUAAUAGUAAUUGACGCUUAUUCUAAAUGGCCAGAGGUCAAGAUCGUACCAGAUAUGAGUAGCUCUACGUUAAUAAGGAUAUUGCGGAAUGUUUUUGCAGAACAAGGUCUUCCCGAUGUACUUGUGAGUGAUAAUGGAAGAAGUUUUGUUUCGGAGGAGUUCCGGAAAUUCUUAGACUCCCAAGGGAUCAGACAGGUUCUGUCCGCUCCUUACCACCCUGCGACCAACGGUCAAGCAGAAAGAACAGUGCAGACAGUGAAGGCUAAAUUAAGGAAAAUGACGUCGGGACCAUGGGAAGAGAGAUUACCAGCGAUACUGUAUGGUUUACGUACUACACCAAAUAGCGUCAAUGAUAAAACUCCGGCUGAGCUCCUGAACAACAGGCGUUUUAGAACUAAGUUCGAUAGAUUGAACCCCCUGUCUUUCAGAUGUGCUGAUAAGGAAAAAGUAAUAGAGAAGAAUAGCGAGACAAAGAACAGGGAGUUUACUAUUGGACAGUCAGUGUACGUAAAGAACUACUGCGGGGGACCACGCUGGUUGAAAGGGAUGGUGGAAAAGCGACUAGGAGUCUGCAGAUACUUAGUGAAAUGGAACGAUAAGCUGUUGGUAAGACACAUCAAUCAAAUGCUCGGUUGCGCGGGAGAAGGACAACGGAAGGUCCCUGAGGCAACCGAUGAUGCUACUGAUGACGAUGACGAGGACACCCGUAUUGCGAUACCGUCGCCUCAUCGUUGGGCGGAUAUCAUAGGUGCGUCCGGACCCCAGGACAUCACGAUACACGGAGACCCACAAAAUAUCGUAUCCAGCAGCCACAAGCGUGCUAGACAGACCACACCCCCAGACUCACCCGAUUAUAAGAGAAUAGCCCUAGCAGAUAGCAAUAGCGGCAGUGAGUCAGAGCUGUCUGAAUGUAGAGAUGUAGAGACGGAGGAGGAAUAG